Molecule: messenger RNA, 2645 nt
Organism: Apis cerana (Asiatic honeybee)
Lineage: Eukaryota; Metazoa; Arthropoda; Insecta; Hymenoptera; Apidae
Product: transcriptional regulator ATRX homolog
Source: RefSeq, a predicted model, not a curated record
UGGGAACGUUUCCAGUCGUGUGCUGACAUUCACGUCGAAAAUAUUUAAUAUUCACAAGCAUUGAAAGUGGAAUUUUGGAAUUAGCAUUAAAAAUAAAAAUUUGCAUUUCAAUUUAAAUUAUUAUAAUUAAAAAAUGGAAUAUAUUUAUUCAAAUGUUGAAUUGCGGAAGAUUAAGAAAUAGUGAAAUUUUGAAUUAAAGGAUUGCCAAAUUCUAAAAUUUCGAAAUUAAAAUAAUCAUUAAAAUAUAUAAAUUGUAGAAAAUCAUAAAAAUGAAAAUUUUUAAUUGUGCAAAUUAUCGAAUCCUUCAACUUUGAACUGAGAGAAGAAAGUCAUAAUCCUUGAAUUUUGAAUUUGUGAAAAGUAUCAAACUAUAAAAAAUCAAAUUGUUAAUCUUAAUCGAAUUAAAUUAAAAAAUUUUAAAUUGCAAUUACUAAACAAUAAGUUAAAAAAAUAUCAAGCAAAUUCUAAAUUUUCAUUCAAAAAAAUUGAUUAUAUGAAGAAAUAAUAAUAAUCUUAAAUAUUCAAUUAAUUGUUUUGUCUCUUAAAAAGAAUGAACAAAUUUAUAUGUUAUCCUAUUAAAAGUAAAAAAAGAAACAGGAAGCUUAUCGACAUCGACACCCUUUUGAACGUGAUUCAUCAGUAUUUGUAACCCUUCGUUUAAUAGAAUAGUAAGACUUCCGAAUGAUAUCGGAAAUUUAUCAAUGUAUUAUUCAAAUAGAAUCAUGAUAUACGUAUGAAUCAUAUAUUGAAUUUAUUAGAAAAGAUAUCAUUGACUUAAGAGAUAUAAAAUGUCUUCUUCAGCUGAGAAAUUAAAAAGAAAAUCCAACAUAAGUGGUCGAUCUAAAAAGAGUUUCAAUUUUUGUAGCACACCUGUGUUUGGUAAAAUAAAUAAACCAGAUAGUAUAAGUGUAUCUGCAGUUGAUACUAAUUCUUCAUCGAGUACAAAAGAAAAAAGAAGAGAAAUUGUAACUAAAGAUAUUGAAAAGAAACAAAAAAAGAAAACAAAAUUAAAGCAAAAGAAAUUAAAGCAGAAAAAAGAAGAUAUUAAUAAAAUGGAAGAGAAAAAAACAGAGAAGAAAAAGAAAAAGAAAAAAAAGAAAAAAAGAUCAAAAGAAAAAAUAAUACAAAUACAUUCUGAUGAAAAUUGGGAAACAUGCGAUGAAGUCUCGCGAAAAUCUUCAAUUAGAAAGAUUAUUUCAAGAUCUGAAAAUGAUAUCUUGUUUGGAGAUUUAAAAUCGCCAGAAAAAAUUCGAGAAGCACCCUGUUUUAUUGAAGAAUGUUUAGAAUCACCGAUUUUACGCCCUCGAGAAUGGAAGAUCGAAAGUCCAGAAAAAAUUAAUUUUCAAGAAAAUGAACUAUUGCCCUUGAAGGAUUUACCGUUGUCUUAUGUACAAUACAAUGAUUCUGAUGAUGAAAACGAUAAGUUAUUUCUAAAAAAAGAAAAUAUAAUUAAAACGUAUUUAGGAGUUAGAAAUAAAAAACAAAUUAAAAACGAUGUAAGAAUUGAAAAAUGUAAAUCAUGGUUGAUUGAUGUAUCGGUUCCAACAACCAAAAGUGAUUUUCUUUGGGAAAAUUUUGUUAGAGAUAAUCAUGAAAAUAUUGGUAGAUAUCUUAAAUCACCUGUUUAUAGAGCAGAUGUGUCAUCAAUAGAACAUUCUAAAAAAAUGAGCAACGAAAAUGAAAAAAGUAAAAAUUUUGAGAUGCAAUAUGAAGAAAAAAUAGCAAGAAAAAAACAAGAUUUUAAAUCAAACAGAAUAUAUAAAGAAAUGGAUACUGUGCGUGGAUAUUGGGAUAAAUCUUCUAAAAAAUGGAUUCGUGUUUAUGACCAAUACAAAUACCCCGAAAAUGAAGACAAUGAAUGCAAAGGGAUGACCUUAAAUCAAUUUCUUCACAAAUGUAAAAAUCAGAAAGAACAUGUAAUAGAACUAACAUCUAGUUCUUCUUCUUCAAUACAGCAAAAUAUUAAUCAGAAGUUUGAAGAUUUAAAUAGUCCGAAUGGAAAAAGAAAAAGAAAAAAAAAAAAUAUUGAAAAUUUCCAGCUUAAAUCUAAGAAAUCUAGAAAAAUGAUAUUAGAUGUAUCAGAUUCGGAAUUACAAAGGAUAAAUAGAGUUCGCCGAUUUGCAUCACGAUUAUUUGAAAAAGAAAGAAAAAUGUACAAUAUGUCACCCACAAUUUCAAAGGACAUUAAAUCUGAACAUACAGUAUUUCCAUUAAAAAAAAUAAUUAAAAAGGAAUCAGAUGGUAAAAUAGAAGAUUGCAAAAAAGAAAGAUUGAGUGAAAAAAGAAAAAAACCUGUGAUUAAAUCAAUAAAAAUAGUAAAUUAUAAUAUAAACAAACAAAAUGAGCAAUUAUAAAUUGUUCUUAAAUAAGAACAACUUAUUUAUAUAUAUGUAAAAUUAUAUUUAUAUUUAUUUAAAAAUAGGUUCAGUAUUAUAGAAUGCUGAAUAAUCUUUAAUUUUCCACAAUAUUUUUUCCACAAUGGAGAUAAACAUUUUUUCUUGACUCUUUAUAAAUUAUAUAUAUAUUUUUAUGAUUAUAUAUUCAAAUUUAUAUUUAUAUAAUUAAAUUUACAUUAUAUUUUCGAAUUAUGAUUCGAAUAUAUGUAUAUGUUUGCAUCCAGAAAAACAAACUAAGAAUGAAAUUAU